GUGUCUUCCGGUACGUCCCGAAGCAGGGCGGCAGUAACGUUAAAACUAACAAGCCAUUUAAAGAUAAUUACGAAAAGCGUUUCACAACUUGUGUUAAUUAAAUGUAAUUUUUAGUUUUAAAAAAAUGAGUCACUAUUAUGUACGUGACUAAAGGAGGAGGGGUUGACACCGCCCGGGCUAACAACGCGGUGAUCAUUAACGAGCGCUUCUUUCCUCCCAACCGUCUCCGGAAGAAAUUCGCCCCGCAGGACUCCUCCGACCGGCCAUUUGUGUACAUGCACCCCUGAAUAAAGCGGAAGUCGGCGCCGACAUGGAGAACAGCGGCUUCCAGAGCCAGCUGCUGUCCGUCAUGGAGGUCCUGGCCAAGGCGGCCGUGGCGGAGAUCCACCGGACUGUGGACGACAGCUGCGCGGUGCUGCGGCUGGAGGUGAGCCAGAGCCGGAGGGACAUCGACCUGCUGCGGAGGAAGUGCGAGGGCAUGGAGGCCGAGCUGAGGAGGACCCGGAGGAGAGCCAGGAGGAAAGGGUUUUAUCCUCCUGCAGCCGAGAGGUUCUCCCCUUUAGUCAAAGUGGUGCUGAACAGAGGGAGCCGGAGCUCAGGUUGGGAUGCCGAGGCUCAAAGUCAACCCCAGCAGGUUGCCGACGUGGAGCCGGCUGACGAAGCUGAACACAUUCUGAUCAAAGAGGAGUUCGCAGACGAGGAGAAACUGAUCUCCGGAGCCGAGCAGCCGCCGUGUUUCGCCUCCCAGGCCGACGGCUUCGCGGAGCGCUACCUCUCCGCCGAGAGCGCGGCCGACCCCGGGGGCCCUGUUUCCCCGCCGGAUGGCUACGCCGCUUUCCCCGGGCGCCGAAACGAGGCGCCCGUCUUUCUCGUGAAGCGCGAGGACGACGAAGAGCCCGACGAGAACGCCGCCCCGGAACUGUUCGCGAUGGAGGACGGCGACCGGCCGCCGUGGUCGUCCGACCCGUGCGGGGACGCCGUCGAUCCGAGCUUCCCGUGCGCCGAGCAUCAGUUCGAGCCGAUCCCCUUCGGGUUCCCGUCUCAGAGCGGAUCGCAUUUGGAGGACGGCGGGCCUCGGAUGCACUCGGCGGGGAAAUCGCAUUCGGCGAGCGCGGCGGCGGCGCGAGCGAAGAGGCGAGCCAGAGCGCUGGGAUGCAAGAGGUCGCAGCCGGACGACGGACACGGCGCGUUGUCUCAGAUCAACGCCGUGGAUGGAGGCCCGAUUCCUCAACCGUCACUGCAGCUUCAGUACAGAGACCCGAAUGAGGAAAACCCGGCGGCCUCUUCUUUCUGCGGGCACAACCGCGGCGGCGGCGGCGGCUUCGGCCUGGCGAGGAGGAUGCGGACGCCCUGGAGGUCCGGCGUGGGCGAGAAGAGGUUCAACUGCACGUUCUGCGACAAAGGCUUCGUGAGGUUCAGCCAGCUCAAGGAGCACCUGAGGAGCCACACGGGGGAGAAACCCUUCAGCUGCCUGCAGUGCGGCCGCAGCUUCACCAAACAGUGCAACCUCAUCCGGCACGCGGUGGUGCACAGCGGGGAGAAGCCCUACGAGUGCUCGCUGUGCGGGAAGUGCUUCACGCAGCGCUCCAGCCUCAAGUCGCACCAGAAAACGGCGCACUGAGUUCAAAGGGUUUCUUUUUUUUUUUUUAAAGAACAUUUUAUACAUCCGACUGAUUCAAUUGUUUGGUUUUUUAACGGUUACAUGUUAUAUUUAAUUCAAAGAGACUGGAAUCUUAAUACUGUGUCAUGUAGCUUGUGGUUGCGAAGUUCAACUGCACGCACGUGUACUUUUUUUUUAUCUUCCGCUCUCGGCUAGUUUGUCGGUGAAGUCUUCAAACGGUCGACAACGGACACAAACGUGUGAAACUGGAGGGGAAAAUACAUGAAAACUUUGUAAAACGCAGUAAAUUAGUCGGUAUAUCCCUUUUAAAAUGUGUAUCUUCUUGUUUUUAAACUGCUUCAUGCGAGUUAAACAAACACCUUUUCUUUGGUCAUAAUAACACUGUUCAUAUUUUUAUUUCUAAAACAUUUAUUGUGUAUUAAUAUCUUUUGAAAAGCAGUCACCUU
Molecule: messenger RNA, 2067 nt
Organism: Cyclopterus lumpus (lumpfish)
Lineage: Eukaryota; Metazoa; Chordata; Actinopteri; Perciformes; Cyclopteridae
Exons: 5
Coding region: 311-1621 (436 amino acids)
Biological process (GO): regulation of transcription by RNA polymerase II
Molecular function (GO): DNA-binding transcription factor activity; RNA polymerase II cis-regulatory region sequence-specific DNA binding
Source: RefSeq, a predicted model, not a curated record